Messenger RNA from Oppiella nova, 1590 nucleotides. NCBI's taxonomy places the organism in Eukaryota, Metazoa, Arthropoda, Arachnida, Sarcoptiformes, Oppiidae. The record is from the annotation of a GenBank genome assembly.
AUGCUAAACCGCGUGCAACGUGAGCUAUCAUCGGUACACCCCCUGUCCCUCUACCGCAAACAACGGCGCUCCACCACCACAUCCAUUAACUACACUCCCGGUGCCGGCAAUAAUCGACGCCAAUCGCAGGCGGCCAACGGAUUCGUGACUAUCGCCUCGGGGACUACCGGUGCCGACAGCAACACAGGCGGCAAUAAGAGGCUUAAGAAAAUCAUUAGCGAAGUGAAGGAGCGCCGGGAGAUACGGGAGCGUAAAAAGUCGGACUUACAGGACAUGGAGGGCUCCGACGCCGACGUGACCGUGUAUUUCACAGACCCGGAGUUUAUAUUGACCAAAAACUACCAGGAGAAGUUAAAGGUGUACAACUUUCUGAAUAGCCCGCAAAGUUUUUGGGCCCGAAGUUAUCAUAUACUCGUGUUUUGUCUGGUGUUCGCCGGCCUUAUUGUCACCGUUUUCUCUAAUAUAGGAAAGUUCGCAUCGAGCGCCUGGAAGUUCAUAUACCUGUUCGAGAAGUUCAUAAUCAUAUGGUUCUCAUUCGAGUUCAUACUCCGUCUGUGGUCCUCGAGCUGUAAGCAACAGUACGAGGGCUGGAGGGGUAAAAUCAACUACAUGUCCGUCCCGGCGCACGUGCUCGACGUCAUCAUAAUCGUCUCGUCCAUCCUGAUCGUCAUCCCUAUCCACACGCGGAACGGGUCGGAGGUGUUCGCGGUGUCCGCCUUCCGCGGGUUUCACCGUUUUUUCUCAGUCCUACAGAUUGUGACACUGAACCGUCAGCUGAAGCCCUGGAAAGUGUUGUCGUCCGUCAUCUACGACCAGAGGGAGCAGUUGUUAAUCAUAUUUUACAUCGAGUUCAUAGUGCUGUGCCUUUUGGGCUACAUUUCCUAUAUAGUGGAAAAGGAUGAUAACGAACAGUUCGAUAAUAUCGCGGAGGCCAUGUGGUGGUCGGUGGUCACGUUGGCUACGGUGGGUUAUGGGGAUCGAGUACCGGUGACCUGGCUGGGCAAGCUCAUCGCCAGCGUGUUCACCGUACUAGGGGUGGCCUUAUUCGCCUUACCGGCCGGUAUUAUCGGUGCCGGACUGGCCCUUAAGGUCGAGGAGGAGGAGCGCAAUCGGCAACGGAAAAAGAAAAAGGCGGCCGCGGCUACCUUGAUACAAUGCGCCUGGAGGUUGUACAAGUCCAGCAUUAAAUACAACGAGACAUCCAGGUUCUUUGCCCACAAGCCUACGGAUAUCUACAAGUUUUACUACUUCGAGACGAUUGAGAAGAAGUUCAUUUGUUUGACGAAGUUUUUUAUCGCCAAACAAAAGUUUGUGGACCUAUUGAGGCCCCUGGAUAUCAAGAGUAUCAUCGAGAGCUAUAAGUAUGGUCAGCUAGACGUGAUGAGCAGGGUGGGACAUAUGCAGACUACUAUUGAUACGAUUGGCACCCGGGUAGGCCUAAACGAGAACACCAUACAGACCUCCCAGUCCCUACUCAACCAAAAGAUCGAUAACAUCGACUCAUUGAUCACCGAUAUUGAGACAAAGCUGGACAAACAGAUGGCUAUUAUCGAUAGGCUGUCCGCACAUCCCGUGUUUGAUCAGAGAUUU